Molecule: messenger RNA, 2368 nt
Organism: Carlito syrichta (Philippine tarsier)
Lineage: Eukaryota; Metazoa; Chordata; Mammalia; Primates; Tarsiidae
Product: zinc finger protein 708-like
Exons: 8
Coding region: 59-2368 (769 amino acids)
Biological process (GO): negative regulation of transcription by RNA polymerase II
Molecular function (GO): DNA-binding transcription repressor activity, RNA polymerase II-specific
Source: RefSeq, a predicted model, not a curated record
GGCGAAUCAUCUCAGAGAGAGCCACGUGUAUUUGCUUCUUCCCUUUUCGCCCUGUGACAUGCAGGUCUGGGGAGUCCAUAGGGAGGACGCUGGGACACCCAGAAGCCGGGAGAUGGGGUUGUUGUCAUUCAAGGAUGUGGCCAUAGAAUUCUCUGCAGAGGAGUGGGCAUGCCUAAACUCCCCUCAGCGAAUAUUGUACAGAACUGUGAUGUUGGAGAACCAUAGAAACCUGGUUUUUCUAGGACUUGCUAUCUCUAAGCCAGACCUUAUUAUAUGUCUGGAGCAAAGGAAAGAGCCCUGGGAUGUGAAGAGACAUGGCACAUUAGCAAAAUUUCCAGCUGUGACUUCUCAUUACACUGAAGGCCUUUUGCCAGAGAAGUGCAUAGAAGACUCCCUUGAAAAGGUGUCAAAGGGAAAAUAUGGUAAAUAUGUCCUUAAGAACUUAUACUUACAAAAAUGUUGGGUAAAAUGUGGUAAAACUUUUCGCCCUCAUUCACAUCUUGCUCAACAUACAGUGAUCCAUACUGGAGAGAAAUCCUACAGAUGUGAAGAAUGUGGCAAAGCCUUUCACAUUCAUUCACUCCUUACUCGACAUACAGUGAUCCAUUCUGGAAAGAAACCCUACAAAUGUGAAGAAUGUGGCAAAGCCUUUCACUCUCGUUCACAACUUACUCGACAUACGAUGAUCCAUACUGGAGAGAAACCCUACAAAUGUGGAGAAUGUGGCAAAGCCUUUCACUCUCGUUCACAACUUACUCAACAUACGAUGAUCCAUACUGGAGAGAAACCCUACAAAUGUGAAGAAUGUGGCAAAGCCUUUCACAUUCAUUCACUCCUUACUCGACAUAGAGUGAUCCAUUCUGGAAAGAAACCCUACAAAUGUGAACAAUGUGGCAAAACCUUUCACUCUCAUUCACAACUUACUCGACAUACGAUGAUCCAUACUGGAGAUAAACCCUACAAAUGUGGAGAAUGUGGCAAAGCCUUUCACUUUCGUUCUAUCCUUACUCAACAUACAAUGAUCCAUACUGGAGAGAAACCCUACAAAUGUGAAGAAUGUGGCAAAGCCUUUCGCAUCCGUUCACUCCUUACUCAACAUAUGAUGAUCCAUACUGGAGAGAAACCCUACAAGUGUGAAGAAUGUGGCAAAGCCUUUCACUCUCAUUUCUAUCUUACUGAACAUACAAUGAUCCAUACUGGAGAGAAACCCUACAAAUGUGAAGAAUGUGGCAAAGCCUUUCACAUUCGUUCAAUCCUUACUCGACAUAAGAAGAUCCAUACUGGAGAGAAACCCUACAAAUGCGAAGAAUGUGGCAAAUCCUUUCGCUCUCAAGGAGAAUUUGCUGGACAUAAGACCAUUCACACUGGAGAGAAACCCUAUAAAUGUGCAGAAUGUGGCAAAGCCUUUCACACUCGCUCAAUUCUUACUCGACAUAUGAUGAUCCAUACUGGAGAGAAACCCUACAAAUGUGAAGAAUGUGGCAAAGCCUUUCACUCUCGUUCACUCCUUACUCAACAUAAGGUGAUCCAUACUGGAGAGAAACCCUACAAAUGUGAAGAAUGUGGCAAAGCCUUUAACACUCGCUCAAUUCUUAAUCAACAUACAAUGAUCCAUACUGGAGUGAAACGCUACAAAUGUGAAGAAUGUGGCAAAGCUUUUCACACUCAUUCACACCUUACUCGACAUAAGGUGACACAUACUGGAGAGAAACCCUACAAAUGUGAAGAAUGUGGCAAAGUCUUUCGCACUCGUUCAAACCUUACUCGACAUAAGACCAUUCAUACUGGAGAGAAACCCUAUAAAUGUGAAGAAUGUGGCAAAGCAUUUUAUUCUUGUUUACAUCUUACUCAACAUACAGUGAUCCAUACUGGAGUGAAACGGUACAAAUUGAUCCAUACUGGAGAGAAGCCCUACAAAAGUGCAGAAUGUGGCAGAGACUUUACUCAGAACUUGAGUCUUAUUGUACAUCAGCAUAUCCAUAAUGGAGAGAAAACCUAUAAAUAUGAGGAAUGUGGAUUUGUUGGACAUAAGACCAUCCAUACUCGGGAGAAAUCCUACAAGUGUAAAGAAUAUGGCAAAAGCUUUCACUCUCACAAUGAAUUUGCUGGACACAUGACCAUCCAUGCUAGAAAGAAACCCUACAAAUGCGAAAUACGCAGAAAAGCUUUUCACUCUCAUUCACUACUUGCUUGGCAUGUCAAGAUCCAUACUACUGAGAGACCUUACAAAUGUGAAAAGUAUGGCAAAACUUUUCACACUCAUAAAGAAUUUGCUGGACACAAGACCAUCCAUAGUGGAGAGAAAUCCUACAAACAUGGUGAAUGUGGCAAAACCUUUUUAUUCUCAAAUGAUUUGCUAUACAUAUGA